AUGUUCCUCGGCACGUUUGUCGCGAGGCUCGUAAUGAGCGUGGUGGGCUACCUCUACCCAGCCUACUCCUGCUACAUAGCCUUGCAGGAGCUUAAUGCCGAGCGAAUGGUGCUAUGGUGCAAAUUCUGGUGCAUAAUGGGAUGUCUGUCUGCCGCCAUGCCCAUCGUCGACAUCUUCCUGUUCUGGUUCCCUUUCUACAACGAGAUGAAGCUUGUUUUCGUGGUGUUCCUGUGGUACCCAGGCAAGCAUGCGGGGUUGUGUCUGAAGGGCACUGACUACGUGUGGGGCAGCUACGUCGAGCCGUACAUGGCGGCCCACCGCGAGGUCUUCGACCAGACGGUGGCCGCCAGUCAGGGCUGGCUGACCAGCGUCUUCGGCCAGCAGGCUGCCUGGGUGGCCUCCGCCGCCCAGGCCAAGGCCAUGGCGGCGCUAACGGGGCUGACGGGGUACCAGCUGGUGGCGCCCGCCGGGGCCGGUCCGCCCAAGCCGGGUGCGGCGGCGGGUCACCGGCAGAAUCCCGCCGCCGCCGCCGGCAGCGAGCGCAGCGUCCACGGCCAGACAUAUGGGUCGGGCGAGGCCGCCUCGCAGGCGGCCACGGCGUCGUCCUCCGCCAGGCCCAGCGAGGGCGCCGAGGUCGGGGCUGCCGCGACCUGGGCCGCGGCGCCGCAGGCCAGCCCGCCGGCCAAGCAUGCGGGGCGCAUUGCCCCGCUGCAGGACCUCAUCGACUCCGUGUGGAGCUUCGACUGA
Molecule: messenger RNA, 747 nt
Organism: Auxenochlorella protothecoides
Lineage: Eukaryota; Viridiplantae; Chlorophyta; Trebouxiophyceae; Chlorellales; Chlorellaceae
Product: HVA22-like protein i
Exons: 4
Coding region: 1-747 (248 amino acids)
Source: RefSeq, a predicted model, not a curated record